Sclerotinia sclerotiorum 1980 UF-70 is the source of this 2289-nucleotide messenger RNA. RefSeq lists its product as hypothetical. Gene Ontology annotation, cellular component: nucleus. Gene Ontology annotation, biological process: positive regulation of transcription by RNA polymerase II. The transcript has 5 exons. Gene Ontology annotation, molecular function: protein binding. NCBI's taxonomy places the organism in Eukaryota, Fungi, Ascomycota, Leotiomycetes, Helotiales, Sclerotiniaceae. The coding region runs from base 1 to 2289 and encodes 762 amino acids. The record is from RefSeq and is a predicted model, not a curated record.
AUGUCCGGUAUGCCAAAUAUGGGUGGUCCUGUCGGGGGUGGUAUGCCCAUGAUGAAUAAUGGGGUAGCUGGUGGAGCUGCUCGACACCCUACGAACAAUGAUAACAACCGGUCGCAACUAAACACCUACAUUUACGAAUACUUCCUCAAGAAUGGAAUGUUCGAUUGCGCCAGGACGUUAUUGAAUCAUGAACAAAUUAAUGUCGUCAAAGAUAGCCCUGGUCGUGGCGACGGGGAAGAUGGAGAUGAUUCUAAAGAUGAUAUUGAUUCGAAGAGACCCAAUGAUCUUCCUCUGCCUAAUCUUCCCAAAGAAUGCCCUGAAGGUUGUUUCCUGUACGAGUGGUUUUGCCUCUUUUGGGAUAUGUUCAAUGCCCAGCGAGGCAAAGGAGAUGCACGCAAUGUCCUUUCUUACGUCUCACAUACACAGCAAUCGCGCCAAAAGGCAGAGCAACAACAAGCAACACUUCGUGGCCUGAACCCGUUGCAUGGUGGUCCAGCUUAUGGUCGUAUGCCGGGUGGUAUGAUGGGUCCCAAUGAUCUUGCACGAAAAGCCAUGAUGAAUGGUAGAGGCGGUGGACCAAAUCAACAGCAUUUGCAGCAAUUACAACAAAUGCAGAUGCAAAAACAACAAGUUAUGCAAAGAGAACCUUCGGACGGUAAUCAUCCACAGCGGGCUCAAUCCCCAUCAUCUGCCGAGAACGCCCCGUCUCCAUCCAAGCGACCUAGACUUGAUGGACCUACCUUUAAUCAACAAGGUGGAAUGGCACCUAAUGGAAGGGGACAAUCUACUGGAAUUCCAGCCCAACAGGUGGGAGAAACCGGCCCCAGCAAUACUGUUCAAGCAGCUCAUUUGCCACUUUCACAUGGCAUCGAUUCAAAUCUGACAGCUCAGCAGUUCUCAGGUUUCCAAGGUCAAAAUCCCACUCAGAAGAAUCUUCAAGCAGCAUACCAAGCCAACUUGUCUCAACAGCAGCAGAAGCAAAUGUCUGGCGUCGCCGCCGGAGGGCCUCCAAACCAAGGAUCGCCCAUGAUGACACAGGGUGUUGAUAGUAAUGCCAUGGCAGCAUAUGGUUACGCCGCAGGUGAGAUGAACCAGAAUGGUGUAAGAGGCGCCCCAGGUGGUCAACAAGGUGGUCAAGGUAAUCAUGCGUUGCAGGAUUAUCAAAUGCAAUUGAUGUUGCUCGAACAGCAAAACAAGAAACGACUUAUGAUGGCUCGCCAAGAACAAGAUGCUAUUCGUCCUGACGGUCAAGGAGGACCUGGCGGCCCUGGUAUGGGACCUAACGGACCCAAUUUUCAACAAGGAACUUCACCACAAAGUGGACCUCGAUCAGUAAACUCACCAAACCCAAGUGAACAGAUGAAGCGAGGAACUCCUCAUAUGAACAACCCCGGUAUCCCUUCUCCUCUGCCUGAAGGCCAAAACAGAGGAUCUCCAAGUGCAAUGAAUUUCAACAUGGGACAAGGUGGACAGAUGGAUGGAGGGAUGAAUCCACAAUUUUACAAGAUGGACGGAAUGAAUGGUAACAUGAUGCAAAACGGCAUGCGCCCACCUAGUUCCCACCCUGGGUUUAAUCCACAAGGGAUGUCGCAACAACAAAUCAUGAUGGCACGACAACAAGCCGGUAAUUGGCAGAACGGUCCAAACGGCGGUGCUCCUAUGGUUGCCAACCCCUCACAGGGUCCUCCACAAGCUAUGGGCACACCUCAGCAACGAAACAUGCCUCCACCAGCAGCUCCUGCCAACGCGGGCGUAAAUGGACGAACUCAACCAUCAUCACCCCAAGGUAGCACUGCUGCGCCUCCUACGCCUCAGCAGUCAAAUAAGGCAAAUCCUAAGAAGAAGAAUGAGGCCAAGGAAACAAAAACAAAGCGCGCUACAAAGAAAGGAUCCGCCGCAAACCUCAACGCUGGUGCUACACCUUCCGCUGACCCAACCCAAGAAGCCGCGACCCCUACUCCUGCGACCCCGAUUACCCCAGUACACACGAAAAGUUUCAACAAUGGUCCAAAUCCGAAUGGUGCUGUACAGCCUGUCAAUGGUCAACCCAUGGCGGCUGCUCCGAACGCUGGAGUUUCCUCAUCGCAACCUGAUCCUUUGAAUUCAUUCCCAAUGAAUGAUCAACCGUUUGAUAUGCUCGAAUUCCAGAAUCCCAUGGGCGGAAAUUCAGAUGUUCUUACCGAUUUCGAUUUUGAUUCAUUCCUAAAUGAUUCCACUGGCGGUGCUGAUGAUACCUAUAACUUUGACCCUUCUUUCCUAGGAGAUAAUGAAAUAUCCGAGACUGUCUGA